Messenger RNA from Entrophospora sp. SA101, 618 nucleotides. Lineage: Eukaryota; Fungi; Glomeromycota; Glomeromycetes; Entrophosporales; Entrophosporaceae. The record is from the annotation of a GenBank genome assembly.
AUGGAUGAUGUUGUUAUACCAAUAUUUGAAAAGAUUUCAAAUAUUGCAGCCAAAGCUUAUGAAGCUUAUAAAAAUAGAAAAAUUAAAGAAAAAUUUAGGGAUAAAGAUUCUAUUGAUAACCUUCAACGUUAUGUCAAUGCAGUGACUAGUCUUACUAACUUGCCUGUUGAAUUUUCAAAGCUGUAUCUUUUAAAGAAAUACUUAAAUUCAUUAAAUUAUAAAGAUAGAAUCAUUGAAAAAAUAAAAAGACAUGAUGAUGAAACCAUUAAUUAUUUAAAUCUGGAUGUCAGUCUAGAGAACCUUGAAACAGUUGAAAACUUAUAUGGACUAGUUGAAGAAGGAUUCAAUGAUGUAUCCCAGGCAACGGCAUCAAUGAAAAACAAUAUGGACAAUAAUAUGGUGUUUCUAAUGGAAAUGGUUGCAGGGGUUAACAAAAGUAUUAAAGAAUUAAGCAACAAAACAGAUCAAUCUGAUUUUAAAAAGGUUCAACCAGUUGCUUGUAAACCAUUUGAAGCUUCAACAAAUGAAAAGGAUAAGGAAUUAUUCAAUGGAUAUUUGACAAUCUUAAGUAACUUACAACAUUCAAAUAGUGUUAUAGCAUUUUAUGGUGUAACAUAG